Molecule: messenger RNA, 781 nt
Organism: Arachis stenosperma
Lineage: Eukaryota; Viridiplantae; Streptophyta; Magnoliopsida; Fabales; Fabaceae
Product: calcium-binding protein CP1
Exons: 1
Coding region: 81-575 (164 amino acids)
Molecular function (GO): calcium ion binding; enzyme regulator activity
Source: RefSeq, a predicted model, not a curated record
CACACAAACCAAUUCCUAAUUCUCAUAUAAAAACUCUUUCUUUUUCUCUCUCUUUUUUUAAACCAAAAAACAAAAACAGAAUGUGUCCUUCUGGCAGGAGCCUCCGCACAACUGCCUCCUCCGGUUUCCGACCAGCCUUCGACAUCCUCGACGCUGACCACGACGGAAAGAUCAGCCGCGAGGACCUCCACGCCUUCUACUCCUCCGUCUACGGCCGCGGAGAAGAUGACGUCAUCGGUGCAAUGAUGACGGUUGCCGACACCAACAAGGACGGCUUCGUGGAGUACGAGGAGUUCGAGCGCGUUCUCUCUGCCGUGGGAAAAACCGAGAGGUGCGGCACCUCGAGACCGGUGGGGUGUGGAGCCAUCGAGGAUGUGUUCAGGGUCAUGGACAGAGACGGCGACGGCAAGCUCAGCCACCGUGACCUCAAGGUAUACAUGGAAUCCGCCGGAUUCUCCGCCACCGACGACGAUAUCGCCGCCAUGAUACAGUUCGGCGGUGGAGACCAGAACGGCGGCGUAACCUUCGAUGGCUUGCUUCGUAUAUUAGCUCUUGAUUGUGCUCCGCAUAAUUAGUCAGUAGUUAUUGUUCGAGUUUGAAUGAACACGUUUUUUUUUUUUUGAGAAUUGAGAUGAUGAUGAUGAAAAAUCGGAGAUACAAUACGUGAAUACGUACAAAGCUAUGAGUUGUUAUAAUCGUGGGAACGUGACGAAUUAAACUUAAGUUUCUGUCUUGGUGUUUGUAUUUUUUAUUAUUAAUUUACAAAAUGUUGUUUCCGUAA